AUAAGGCUGGUCAAGCGACAUUAGUCAUUCAAUAAAAUUACUUACCUCAUUCAGUUUCCCCUUUGAUGCCAUUUUCAGGAAAACACACCUCACGAUGAUACCAUCCAGAAGUAUCAGCUAAUUUGGUUUGACAACAAUUUUAUUAAAAGUACAUAAGCCGCUGAGAACUAAUCAAAAAUUAACUUUAGAAAAUAAGUACACAAACACAAUUAAUGAAUAAACGAUGGUACACGUUUCAGAUUCUAGACAACGGAUGGAAGUAAAAACAAAACAGGUGAAGAAAGAACAGAUUACAAACUUAUCAAAACUGUUAAGUGUCGAUCCUGAGAAAUAUUUUGAAAACCUGAAACUGUACCUGGAAACUGAUUCAACAAAUGUGACCUAUGAAGUAGAGGGAAACAAAUUUGUCCUAUAUUAUAAAACUGGGAGCAAUAUUAAAAUCAAGUAUUUCUUCCAUGGUUUGCAUCCAGUUGACUAUUUUGCAACGGUAGAUGGCCUACUGCAUGAAUUCUUCAAGGAUCGUGCCCUAUACUUAAAUGAAGUUACCAAGCUUCAAAGCCAAAACUCAGAAUUAGUAAAAUGCAAGUGACUUGAGAAUGUGAUUGGUUUUAGCUCUUAUACCAUAAAAAGAUGAAUUCGACAAAAGCAAGAAAACAUUUUUCUAAAACUUUCUUUUGUAGGCAAAACAUUACUUGAAGAAAAGCUGCUAGAACUAGUGACUCGCAAAAAACAAGAGGAAGAAAAAUUGUACAGUAGCUUUGUACUUGUUUUAAAUGAGAAAAAAAGACAAAUUCAACAUUUGAAUGAUCUCUUAGAAGCAUUCCGAAAGGGAAGACCUACUCUGAAUCCCCCAGUUUCAGUUAAAAAGAGAAACAAGAAAAUUGUUGAAUCCAGCAAGAAAGCCAAGGUUGAAAUCAAAAAUGAAGUCUCAAGUUCUGAUGAUGAUGAUGCAAAUGAAUAUGACACUGAUGAAGAAAAACUAAAUGAAGUUGCAAGAGUAUGUGAAGACAAUUAUGUUCAACCAAGUACUUCUAAAGAACAUUUUGAGCCUUGGAAUGGUCCUGAAUCUGGCUUAUUACCAAAAGUAGAACAAAAGACAGAAGUAAUAGAUUCUGAUAAAGAAGAUAUAAAUUUUAGUCUGCUGGAUAGUGAAGGUGAUGAUAAUGCACCCUCUCUGCCAAAGAAAAAGAAAAAAGUCUGUAAUGAUGAAAAACCAGUUGCUACUUUGGAUAAACAGGGACAGAUUAACCAUAAAAUUCUGAAUGAUGAUGAAAAACAUCAAUUUCCAUCAAAGAUAAGAAAAAAUAUUUGCAGAACAUCUGACAAGAUAAGCAGCUUCGUAGUUGAUACAUCUAUGGACCAUGAAGACAGAAUAGGGACUCAUGCUUUCAGCACAUUAAGCAACAAUUCAUUUAUAAAAAGUCCCGGUACUGUGUGUAGCAUCAAAGAAGACCCUAUUGAAACAUCUGUUACAUAUGAUACCCAAGAGUUAUUAGAUAGGAUAUGAUAUGAAUACCUGAAAUUUAUUUUAUCUGUUAAUGUAAGAGGCAUAUUUUUAUAGAGACCAAUGCUUUUACAUAUUGUCUUUUAUUAUAUUUUAUUAUGAAGCUGUGAUGUUAUUUUAAUUAAAUUUCUAAUAUCA
Acanthoscelides obtectus is the source of this 1642-nucleotide messenger RNA. The record is from the annotation of a GenBank genome assembly. NCBI's taxonomy places the organism in Eukaryota, Metazoa, Arthropoda, Insecta, Coleoptera, Chrysomelidae.